Molecule: messenger RNA, 2337 nt
Organism: Leucoraja erinaceus (little skate)
Lineage: Eukaryota; Metazoa; Chordata; Chondrichthyes; Rajiformes; Rajidae
Product: 14-3-3 protein gamma-B
Exons: 2
Coding region: 202-945 (247 amino acids)
Biological process (GO): signal transduction
Cellular component (GO): cytoplasm
Molecular function (GO): protein kinase C binding
Source: RefSeq, a predicted model, not a curated record
GGAAUGUUGGGGGGUGUUCUGCCGGCGUGAGACUGGGAGGCACCGGCUGCGGUAGCGGUGUGAGCGACGGACAGCCCAGCCCAGCCCAGCCCAGCCCAGCCUGCUGCAGGAGGAAUAAAGCAACGCCGCUCACCGCUUAUUCCCCCCACAAAAAAAAAUCUCACUCCAUACCUCUUUAUUGCAAAAGUAUUCGCUGCAAACAUGGUAGACCGCGAGCAGCUAGUGCAGAAAGCCAGGCUGGCUGAGCAAGCCGAGCGGUACGACGAUAUGGCAGCAGCAAUGAAGUCGGUAACAGAGCUGAAUGAAGCCCUUUCCAAUGAAGAAAGGAAUCUUCUCUCCGUGGCCUACAAGAACGUGGUAGGGGCGAGACGCUCAUCUUGGAGGGUGAUCAGCAGCAUCGAGCAGAAGACCUCGGCGGACGGCAAUGAGAAGAAGAUCGAGAUGGUGCGGGCCUACAGAGAGAAGAUAGAGAAGGAGCUGGAAUCCGUGUGCCAAGAUGUGCUCAACCUCUUAGACAAUUACCUGAUCAAAAACUGCAGCGACACACAGUAUGAGAGCAAGGUCUUCUACCUGAAGAUGAAGGGAGACUAUUACCGCUACCUUGCAGAGGUGGCCUCUGGCGAGAAACGUGCCACAGUGGUGGAAUCCUCGGAGAAGGCGUACGGUGAGGCCCACGAGAUCAGCAAGGAGCACAUGCAGCCCACGCACCCCAUUCGACUGGGUCUGGCCCUCAACUACUCGGUGUUCUAUUACGAGAUCCAGAAUGCUCCCGAGCAGGCCUGCCACUUGGCCAAGACCGCCUUUGACGAUGCCAUCGCCGAACUCGACACCCUCAACGAGGACUCCUACAAGGACUCGACCCUCAUCAUGCAGCUUCUCCGCGACAAUCUGACACUCUGGACAAGCGACCAGCAGGACGACGAAGGCGGGGAAGGGAACAAUUAAGCCAUGGGGGGGGAGGGGGAAACUGGCUGCUGCAGCUGCGACCGCAGUCUUUUUUUUUCCACUUGGGUGGGGGAGGGAGAGCUUCUGUUUACCCCCUCCCCUCACUCUCUGACGCCUCUUCGACAUUUGCCAAAACACCACUAGCGGAAAGUCAGACUUGGCCGUGCUGGUUCGGAAUGGGAGCCACACACUGGCAUUUGGACUGUUCUGUAGUUAAAUAAGUGGAGUUGUUUCAUUUAACGUAAAGCUAGAGAGAAGUAAAACUUGAAUGAUGAGGUCUGCACAAAAAAAUACUCUUGUGGUUUCAGUAACCUCCACUCUUUCAAAAAAAAAAACUCGUAUUAACAAAAUACAGUACAAGAUAUUUUAUUUAUAUUAAUUUGCCUAUUUAAAAAAAAAAAGACUAAUUUAUAAAGCCGUAGAUGUGUUUCCAGGCUCUCAUUUCCCUAAAUUAGAAUGAUUAUGGCUCAAGUCCUGAAAUAAAUGAUUUGCAAAGACCAAUAUUUCUAGAUUUAAAUAAUAGAACAAUUGAGAUCUAGUAGCAUCAGACCUAGUUCAAAACUGCUGGCAGAUGUACUUUUCACUGGAAAGACCUGCUUUUUUAUGAUUUAGAGCAACCCUUGUUAGCCAAUUGGAAUUUUUGUGCCUACCAUUGUUUAACUAACGGCAUUUCAGACCAGAGAUUAGUUAUUGCUACUACUUAGACCCCUCUACAUGUUACUGAAAGCAUAGGAUCAUUUGUUUGGGUCAGGCUGAAUCGAGGGCAGAUUUCAUAAAAGAAAAAUAAUGGGAAUUGAUCUUCAAGCAGCUUAUUUGUUUUUUUUAAAAAGAGAUGCACUUGCCUAUUAUGCUGUCUUAUCAAGUGUAAUAUGAUUAUUAUGCUUCAAUAUUGUGCAUGCUGGUGAUGUAUUUAAACAGUAGCUCAGAUUUAUUAACUUAUAGAUGUGAUGUAUUCUAAUGGCAAAAAUACUAGUCUUCAUAUGUAACUGAUUUGCUGGAGUAUGCUCUACCCAAAUGAUCGUAACAGUUGAUUGGUCUGUUAUGGACGUUACUAUAGUGACAUGCAAUUAUGUAAUUGACUUGUUGAAAGCACCAGUGUUCUAGCUUAAUCUUGAUGUCUGGUGUUUUGUUAUAGUGAAAUUAUUACAGUGUAGGAGCUUUUACCAGAACUUGUUAGUAUGAGGCUUCUGUUUGUGCUUUUGUCAUGUUAUGCAGUGAACUCUUACAGUUUGAGCAAGUGACUUGAUUAUUUUAUCUCCAACCCAGUGUAUCUGUGGGGAAACCCUUCCACACAAUGGACCAUUCCUUGGCAAUUUUCUCAGUGAUGGAAUAUCUUGAAUGUGAGUCAUUAUGUAGCAGUCGCACACAGGCUAAUAAAAUCGCAAAUCAGUU